This is a messenger RNA of Gloeophyllum trabeum ATCC 11539, 1430 nucleotides long. RefSeq names its product NAD P-binding protein. Bases 1 to 900 code for a protein of 299 amino acids. Gene Ontology annotation, molecular function: oxidoreductase activity. The record is from RefSeq and is a predicted model, not a curated record. The transcript has 5 exons. Lineage: Eukaryota; Fungi; Basidiomycota; Agaricomycetes; Gloeophyllales; Gloeophyllaceae. Gene Ontology annotation, cellular component: endoplasmic reticulum.
AUGCUCUGGCGUCUCUGGGCGAGCCCCAACGGGAUCAACCGUUACAAGCACGGCCAGGAGUCGUGGGCGCUCGUCACCGGCGCGUCUGACGGCAUCGGCAAGGCGUGCGUCCCCUUCCUCCCCGCCUCAUCCGUAGCAAAAGCCCUCGCGCAAAAAGGCUUCCACGUCCUCCUGCACGGGCGCAACCCCACGAAACUCACCGCCGUCCGAUCCGAGCUCGCCGCCGAGUGCCCGAACGCGCAGUUCGAAAUCGUCGUCGCGGACGCGACCAAGUCCGCGCUGGCGCGCGAGGUUGCGGAGGCGUGUAAGGGCCGGACCGUGACGAUCCUGGUGAACAACGCGGGGUAUACGAGCACGCUGAUACAGCCGCUGGAGACGCAGGACUACGACGCGGUACAAAGAGGCAUCGACAUCGGGUGCAGCUGGACGACGCAGCUCACGCGCGCGCUCCUCCCGCAGCUGCGCGCGGACGCGCCCGCCGCGGUCGUCAACGUCGGGAGCUACGUCGCCAGGCACCCCCCGCCGUUCCUCGCGGUGUACGCGGGGACGAAGGGGUACAUGCUCGCCUUCUCCCGCGCCCUCCGCACCGAACUCGCCCUCCUCUCCCCCUCACCCAUUUCCGUGCAAUACCACGAAAUCCACUCCGUCGCGACCAAGGCGAACGGCUCGCCCGUCUCGCUCGCCGCGCCGCACCCCGACGUCAUGGCCAGAGCCAUCAUAGUCGCGAUCGGGCGGGACAAGGAGUAUGUGACGCCGUACUGGGUGCACGAGCUCACGAGCUGGGUGUUGCGGGUGUUGCCGGAGCGCGUGGUGGCGAGGAUGGCCGGGGGGAUUUUGCAGGGGCAGAGGACGGAUAUCAAGAGGGGGGAGGGAGAGGAGGCAGGCGGAGUAGGGGAGUAGGGAUGGGAUGGCGCGGAGGCCGUUUUCUUGACGCUGCGUGGGUAGGUACUCCGUUUCGUGGACGUUGCAUCACAUGUACCUACUGCCAUUCCGGUACAUGCAGACCUUCUUUCGCAGCGUACAUCGCAUGUUAUCCUCCCACCCCGGAGGCCAGGCCUCGGUACGUCCUCAAACCCACCCGUGCUUCAGAUCCUCCGAAAGCUGCGCCCCCGCAGCACAAGCACGCGGCAUCCCUCGAGCGACAUUCCACCUCCCCCCGCGAGACGCCGAGGACUGCUGCGACACGCAGCGGCUAGCGCUUCCUGCACGCACACCUUGGCCAGCCGAGAACGAGCGCAGGCAGCGAUAUCACCGCCAGCAACCGCCACAUCCACCAACCACGAUACCGCUCCGCUCACUCACCCGCCCGCACCAAACAGCGGCAGCGCGUCCGCGAGUGUCCCCCCGAAACUCCUCUUCUCGCUAAAACAGGUUCGCAAACGAGGGCACCAAGUACGAGUACGAGUCACCCACUGCGGAUAGGAAGGAGC